Messenger RNA from Cooperia oncophora, 312 nucleotides. NCBI's taxonomy places the organism in Eukaryota, Metazoa, Nematoda, Chromadorea, Rhabditida, Trichostrongylidae. The record is from the annotation of a GenBank genome assembly.
AUGCAGUUUGGUAUGCGUCUGACUGCGAUGCCACUUCAUGAUGCAACACGUGAUCUGAUACUGCUCAAUCAGCAACGUCUCACCGAUGUUGAAGUGAACUUACAACUUGAAGCGAACAAUGAACAGUUGAAAACAAUGGCAAAGGAUCUCGAAAUUGAAAAGAACAGAACCGAACUGAUACUCAGAGAUAUGUUGCCCGAGUCGAUUGUUAAUCAGCUUAUGAAUGACGAACCAAUUGAAGCUCGUGAGUUUUGCACUGAUUCUAGCUUCACCACCCACUGUGAUAAUAGGCAUGAGUUACCGUUUACUUGA